AUGAUCCAAUCAACAAUUAAUUCAGUGGUCGUACUUAUUGAAACAUGUUAUUUACCUGAUCCACGAAUUAUGCAACACCAUCUUCAACAACAACAACAACAACAACGAAAUAAUAACAUGGGGACCAUAAUCCAAGUCAACUUUACGACAAGCAUCCAGCAAUGGAAAGACGGGUGGGUGACCAGUGAAUCGAUGAAAAUCGAUACAUCCGGUGAUGAACUUAUUGUUGACGUCGACGAUGAUGCUCAACAAAAACCAAAACUGAAUCCACCUUUAGGUUUACACACAGCGGUAGCAGAAACUUUCAACAAAUUCUUGGACAAGUCUUACACGAAAAACGAUUGGAAUUGUGGACUUGAUCGGGAUCUUGGUACAUGGCGAAGAAAGCGGUUCAGCACAUAUGAAUACAACGAAUGCGAAGAAAAACAACAACGGGAAGAUAUGAAACGAUAUGCAAUUUAUGAUUGUGUAGUUGUAGCUGAAGUUUACUUCGAAAAAUAUCCGGAAACAGCAAACGAUUACGCAGCAACACUUCAAACUCCGACAACACCAGAAAUUCCAAUCACAACCACAACAAAUUCAUUAACUCGACAGCCUGAUGAAGUUCUGAUAUCAAAUGAACCAGAAACAAGUGUCGAAAUCGAUAGUGGAACAUCGACAAAACGAGAAAUAAUGUUAAAUCGGCCCGAAUUAUUGAACAAGAUGAAUGAAAAUGAACUUUUGGAUUUCUUACGGCCGACAUUAAAUCACCAAUCACAAAAGCCUCAACGAACACCGGAAGAAGAACUCCAAAAGAAGAAAGAAAGACAAAAAAAAUAA
Adineta ricciae is the source of this 819-nucleotide messenger RNA. NCBI's taxonomy places the organism in Eukaryota, Metazoa, Rotifera, Eurotatoria, Adinetida, Adinetidae. The record is from the annotation of a GenBank genome assembly.